AUGGCCGAAGGCGUCUUCCGCAAUGUCGCCGACUCCAAUCCUAUCAUCGGCGAGAUCGACUCGGCCGGUACCGGUGCUUAUCACACCGAUGAGCCCCCCGACUCACGGACCAUGUCCACCCUACGCCGUCACGGCAUCACCAGCUACCACCACGCCGCUCGAAAAGUCACCAAGGACGACUUUCUGAAAUUCGACUACCUGAUCGCCAUGGACAAGUACAAUCUGCGCGAUCUCCUGGAUACUCGUGUGUCUGUUAUCAAUUCAUUGAACCGAAAAGCCGACCCCAAGUCUUCUGCCAAGAACACCCGAGCCGCGCGGGACGCUGCGCUGGGCGCUGCUGGUGACGACGCUAAGGUCGCGGAGGUUCGCUUGUUCGGGGACUAUGGUCAGGGUGGUAAAUUACAUGAUCGUGUUGGUGGUGGGGAGGUCGUGCAGGAUCCCUAUUACGGUGGUGCUAAUGGCUUUGAGGAGGUCUAUCAGCAAGUCGUGAGGUUCUCUCAGGGCUUUGUGGAUUAUCUGGAGAGUAAUGAGUAG
This is a messenger RNA of Penicillium waksmanii, 534 nucleotides long. RefSeq names its product tyrosine protein phosphatase LTP1 (gene ltpA). The coding region runs from base 1 to 534 and encodes 177 amino acids. Gene Ontology annotation, biological process: protein dephosphorylation. NCBI's taxonomy places the organism in Eukaryota, Fungi, Ascomycota, Eurotiomycetes, Eurotiales, Aspergillaceae. The record is from RefSeq and is a predicted model, not a curated record. Gene Ontology annotation, molecular function: protein tyrosine phosphatase activity. The transcript has a single exon.